Molecule: messenger RNA, 1598 nt
Organism: Chelonia mydas (Green sea turtle)
Lineage: Eukaryota; Metazoa; Chordata; Testudines; Cheloniidae
Gene: PIH1D1
Product: PIH1 domain containing 1
Exons: 10
Coding region: 353-1216 (287 amino acids)
Biological process (GO): rRNA processing; box C/D snoRNP assembly
Cellular component (GO): cytoplasm; ribonucleoprotein complex; R2TP complex
Source: RefSeq, a predicted model, not a curated record
GGGCCACCGUUGCCAAUAGCCGCGGGGAGGCGGGGAGCCAAGGGGCAGGGGUCAGUGCCCGCGGGGUGGCGUGAGCCCGGACUCCUGGGUUCUCUCCCCGGCUCGGGGAGGGGGAGGCCGGGAGCUAGGACUCCUGGGUUCUCUCCCCGGCUCGGGGAGGGGGAGGCCGGGAGCCCGGACUCCUGGGUUCUCUCCCCGGCUCGGGGAGGGGGAGGCCGGGAGCCCGGACUCCUGGGUUCUCUCCCCGGCUCGGGGAGGGGGGCUGGUAUCAGUCUCCUCAGGGCUGGCAGUUCUCCAGGCCGGAGGACACGGUAGCGGGGGCAUCGCCAGCCCCGUCCCCGGAGCAGAGCCCAUGGCCUCCCAGACGGACAAGUCCCUGCUGUCGGCAGAGCUGGAGGAGGAAGACGAUGAGGAGUUCAGACAGCUGCUGCUCCAGGCCACCCAGAAGAUCCAGAGCGCGAUGCCUUCAGUGCGUGACUUGAAACCGAUCCAGCCUCAGCCUGGCUUCUGCAUUAAGACCCACGCGGGCUCCCAGGAGAAGGUGUUUGUGAACAUCUGCCGGUCGCUGGACAUCCCGCCGCCCCCCGACCUCAGCCGCCAGGAGCUGGAGUGUCUGAUUGAGUCGGACAGCGCCUCGUCCUUCCGCAUCCCCAUGAGCCUGGGGGAGCCUCACGCCGAGCUGGACAACAGCGGGAACGGCUGCACCGCGUACGACGUGGUCAUCAACACCGGCUUCUUCAGCAAAGUUGAGGCUGACCCCUUCUUCAAAGAGUUCUUCAUCACGGUAGCCCUGGAGGGGCUGGCAGAGAAGUACAAGAUGGACAUCAAUCACCCGGAGUGGCGAAUCCUGAAGAACCGGAAGUUCAUGGGCUCCAUCUCGGGACAGACCAUCCGCACCAAGUCCAGCCCUGUUAUACAGGAGAUGGACUUCAGUUCCCCUGUGCUCCCCAAAUUCACCAUCCUGGCGGAGCCGGCGGGAGGGCCCCCCGAAUUCCUGCUGGCUGAGAUCCACCUGCCCAGAGUGGGCUCGGCACGGGAGCUCUCCCUGGAGCUGGGGCAGGACCGGGUCGUGCUGCGUGGGGGGCCGGGCCCCUACGUCCUCGACAUCUACAUCCCCCACGACAUCGUCCCGGAGCGCAGCCACGCCCGCUUCCACCGGCGCACCGCGGUGCUGACGGUGAAGAUGCCCGUCCAGCCCCAGCUGGGGCCCCCCUGAGGAGACCCCCCGCUCUGCCCACAGGAGAGAAUCCAGGAUCCGGAGUGGGGGGCCCCCCACCAGACCAAGGGGGAGCCGGCAUGUGGGGGGUUGGGGCUGCGAUCCCCAGCAGAAAACCAGGACUCGUGGGUUCUUUCUCCAGCUCUGGGAGGGGAGUAGGGUCUAGUGGUUAGAGUCGGGGGGGCAGGGCUGGGAGCCAGGACUCCUGGGUUUGUCUUUCUAGCUCUUGCUCCUGGCGUGCCCAGAGAUCAGCUGUCCGUGGGGGGGGCCGGGACCCUGCUGCCCUGGUAUGGGGAUGGGGUGGGGGCAGCUGGCUCGGGGGGCUGGCUCGUGCCCUGUCAAAUCUGCACCCGAAGGCGCGCAAUAAACGGUGCGACGGAAA